Fusarium odoratissimum NRRL 54006 is the source of this 3410-nucleotide messenger RNA. RefSeq lists its product as uncharacterized. The record is from RefSeq and is a predicted model, not a curated record. Lineage: Eukaryota; Fungi; Ascomycota; Sordariomycetes; Hypocreales; Nectriaceae. The transcript has a single exon. Gene Ontology annotation, cellular component: plasma membrane. The coding region runs from base 1266 to 3122 and encodes 618 amino acids. Gene Ontology annotation, molecular function: ferric-chelate reductase activity. Gene Ontology annotation, biological process: intracellular iron ion homeostasis; copper ion import; iron ion transport.
GCCCUGCUGUGCGAGUAAAUUCUUUCAGCGCCAAGACGAGUUGUACACAGCCUUUUCGGCUAAGUUGAAUGCUGAUUGCCCACUGUAUCUGGGCUGACAAGUCAAGUGGCGGACUAACUUGAGCUGGGGGGACCCGUUUACAAUUACAUAUUAUCACAACGUCUGCUCCGCUGGGCUUCAUGUAUUGCCUCUUCAUUCCUCUUGGUCUUUGCUUCGUGCCGUUUACGGUGGUUUUUUUUUCCCCCUGUUUUAUUUUUAUUUUUGUCUUCUUUCGUCCUCUGGACCAUUGAAACAUUCUUAGCUGAGGCUGGCCACUCUCUACCUCAAUCCGCCUGACAAGACUGCUUUCGUCACUGUCGACCACUGUUCACCGGUUCUCGCCCUCGUGUUUGUCUCUGCUUGGGGUUUCGAGUCUCAGAACAGGUUGAAACAUUGAAAAACAACCGUUUCCCGCUUGGCUUCGAUUGUCAUUGUUUCCUCCGGUCGAUCAUUCAUUAUUUGGGUAUUGUCUUGUGUGUUGCGACAAAGCGCCUCAAUUCCUACCUCAAUUAUUCCAUUCACUAUCAUUCUACUCGCGCAAGCGCCCAAACGUCAACGUCGAUCGUCUUAAACGCCUGCCUUUAUCGAUUGGCCUGUGUCUCAAUUCGCCCUUGCCCUUCACUUACUCGCGGCAAUUGACAUCGACCCGUUCUUUACCGCUGAUCCAAAUCCGCCCAAAGUUGGAGAUCGUCAGCCUGGCCUGCUUUCUUUCCAACUGCAACUGGGAACAUCAUCACCUUGUGGACGAGGUGAAGACGACUUGGACUUCCUACGUCAUUGAGAACUGCCUUGUAGCGACAGUGAUCAAUACCCAAGUCAGCCUUGUUCUCCGCGGAUCGUUUAUUGUUCUUUGCCUUCGCGCUGCGUUACAUUUUGUGUUGAACACACCUUCACCAGCACCAAAUCUCCCAAGUCACCACUGAACAUCUCGCUCGCCGAUCACGAUUUAUCGACACAAGCGCCAAGUCAAUCAUUUGUUUACCAUCAUGUUCUGACACCAAAGAGCGAACACAAGGAGGAACAGCAUACACCUACUUUCUUUAAAACCACCACUGACCUCUUGACUCUUAUUCGGGACCUUUUGUUCGUCGCACAAUUAUAUUGUCCAUCAUUCAUUCACAGCGAACUGCGAAUUCUCCCUCUUUAUUCGCCCAAAGAACCGGAUAAAAAGAAGCCGACUCUCAUUUCCUACUACACUUGCUCCCAGAGAGCAACUACUUAACAAGAUGGAUUUCACACGGCGCAGGAUCGCCGAUAUCAGCUCAUACAUACCAACAUCAACCCUCAAAUCUCGUGGCGAAGCCGUUCCUGCAGAUGCUGAGGCAACUCCAAACUAUCACUCAAAUCUCGAUGGUGUAAACCAACCUAUGAAUUUACUUUUUAAAGAUGCCUUGUGGUGGACCUUGGGCAUCAUGGCCCUUGUUGUUCUGUCCAUCAGAAUAAUUGAGAUCCUGUGGAUGAGACUCCGACAGGUGUCUGCCAUGAACGUGUCCGGCUCCAAACAAGCGUACUGGAGGAUAUCUCAAUGGAGCUGGAUGCCAAACGUCAAGAAGAACCUCAUAUACGCUCCUCUGUGGAACAAACGUCACAACCGAGAGUUCAAGCUAUCCUCUGCUAUUAGCAUGGGAACCCUUCCUUCGCGACUUCACUUCAUCAUCCUCUUCAUCUACCUGGGCAGCAACUUCGCCUAUAUGUUCGUCCUCAACUGGCACAAUGAGAACAAGCUUGCUUUCUGUGCCGAGUUACGAGGCCGCUCAGGAACCUUGGCGCUUGUCAACAUGGUGCCCUUAAUUAUUUUCGCUGGGCGCAACAACCUCCUCAUUGGCCUGCUCAAGAUCAGUUUUGACACCUACAAUCUUCUACAUCGAUGGAUGGGUCGUAUUGUGGUCCUCGAGUCUAUUAUCCACACUAUCGCCUGGCUCAUUGUCGCCGUGGAUGACUUGGGUUGGGGUGGUGUUGGCCAUAAACUUUCCCAUGGACUUUUUGAAGGCUCGGGAGCCGUUGGCACGGUUGCUAUGACCUUCCUCCUUCUGCUUUCCGUUUCGCCUUUGCGUCAUGCCUUUUACGAGACUUUCCUCAACGUUCACAUUGUCCUAGCCUUCGUUGCCUUCGUCGCUACGUGGAUUCACUGUGCUUCGUCUGCACUCAAAGGUGGCCUACCUCAACUUCCCUGGAUCAUGGCCAUCAUGGCCAUCUGGUUCGCCGACCGCCUCGCUCGUAUGCUCCGGAUUGUCUUUGUCAACUGGUCUUCCAAGGGAUGGACUGAUGCGGUGUGCGAGGCUAUGCCCGGCAACGUCACUCGAGUCACCCUCCACUUACCCCGAUAUGUCGAUAUUGAGCCUGGCACUCACGCAUACCUACGCUUUUGGGGUCUUUGUGCCUGGGAGAGCCAUCCUUUCUCUAUCUGCUGGGUCAAUCAUGUUCGUGAUAACAGCUUACCAAUUGCGGAAAAGGAUCCUCUCCACGCAGUCGACAGGUCAACCAUGACUACUACAGUGUCUUUCCUGAUUGGAGCCCAGACAGGUUUCACUAAGAAGCUCUUCGACCGUGCCUCCAGAUGCCCGCGAGGUCUCCGCAUCAAGGCUGCGAUGGAAGGUCCCUACGCCGGACAUAACAGCCUUGAUUCAUAUGGCCAUGCAGUCCUCUUUGCCGGCUCGACUGGAAUUACUCACCAAAUCUCGUACAUUCGCCAUCUCCUCGAAGGAUACAACCAGGGCACUACUGCUGCUCGACGCAUCACACUUGUCUGGAUUAUCCGCGAAUACGAAUCUCUCGAGUGGGUGCGGCCCUACAUGGAUACGAUUCUUCGUAUUCCAAACCGAAAAGACAUACUCCGCAUCCAGAUCUUCGUCACCCGUCCUCAGAACCCACGCGAUAUUGUCAGUGCUAGCGCCACGGUGCGUAUGUUCCCAGGACGGCCAAACGUUCCCCUCAUCCUGGCCCGAGAGGUGCAAGAGCAGAUGGGUGCCAUGUGCGUCACAGUCUGUGGCCCUGGUGCUCUUGCUGAUGAUGUUCGGGGUGCUGCCCGAGCAGUGCAGGGCUCAACCGUGGUGGACUUUGUAGAAGAAAGCUUUACGUGGUAAACUGCAACGAGAGUGGUGGAAGUAAUCAAGAGGUUUCCGUUCGAACUGUACAUACUUACGGCAAGUGGGGGUUAUUUCAUGGAGGGAGGUUGAUAUCAUGGACAAUCAUAGCGUAAAAGCGUUUCCAUAAAGCGAUCGUAUUAUUAGAGAUCUUAAGAGAACUAUCACUGGGACGAACCACAUUUUUGUUUAUAUUAGUGACAUGUUUAACUAUAAUCCAGGACGUGGGAACACCAUGUACUUAUUACCAUACCCGGUCCCUUAAUUGAUGAGGCUCAGGCAAACCUA